Messenger RNA from Coregonus clupeaformis (lake whitefish), 3774 nucleotides. RefSeq lists its product as uncharacterized. Bases 898 to 3774 code for a protein of 958 amino acids. Lineage: Eukaryota; Metazoa; Chordata; Actinopteri; Salmoniformes; Salmonidae. The record is from RefSeq and is a predicted model, not a curated record. The transcript is spliced from 7 exons.
AGUAGGCUAUUCUGAAUUAUUUCAUUUAUUUCUGAACAGACAGCAGUUAUUCUAUAACUUUGGCAAAUCUAUUUCAAUUUAACAGAACCCUUCGCGCAGAGAUUAUUCAAUAAAGAAAUAAAUGAUGAAGUGCAAUGCUGGAGAGAUGAGAGUUGCAGGGUCAUGUCUAUCAGAGCAGAGAGAGGGAGAGAGAUCAUAUAAAGUGAAUUUCAUUCUAGUUCUGUGAGAGAUACAGACGCGCUAUUCACACUACUCACACAGCUGUGGCCACGGAUUUUGGUCUCAAACAUAAGUUACAAUGUUAUGCAAACCAUAAACCCGGGACAAGGCCUAUAUAUAUGAUCCAUAAUAAUCAAUGAUAGAGGCCAAGGGUAACCCCACACUUAUAACAAUAAUCCACAUCAAUAGGAUAAAUGAACUGCACCAAUGUUCUUGUUGCAGCUGUGUCGGUUCGAUCCUGUUCUGCAUUCAUGAGGACAAUUGUCAGUCUCACGCUUUCAAUUAGGUUAGAUGAAACACCAUUACAUCAGGAUUCGAUGCGGUUUGACUGAUGUUGGGUCAGGGAUUUGGCACAGUCAUGCAACUAUUCUAAAGUUGGAGGGCGAGGGAGACAGAUGGAUAGCAACAAGACCAGAGGCUGAUAAACUGUCCAGAAUUACUUAACAGCUGGAUACUUCAUUGAGAUAGUUACUUUCCCCUUUCAGCAGAAACAACUUUGGGUUAGUUAAUUGGAAACAUUUAAGAUUAAAAAAAAAAAAAAAACAGACCCUUUUUGGACGUUUUGGCAUUUGUGCUUAUCUUGAAGGACUUCUUACUAAUUUCUCAUUCAGACAGAACAGAAGUAAAACCUGUAACCUGCUGACAAAGUGAUGGUUGUUCAUCUUCUGCUUUGGAGCUAUGAUCUCUGAGGCUGACAGACAGGGAGCAGUUAGACCCAAGAGGUCACCGUCAGACGGGCACAGGGAUAGGGACAGGGACCGCAGCCCCAGACGGAGAGCAGAAGCUGACCAACACUAUUUACAGGAGAGACAUCAGGAGGGCAUCGACGACCUCCCUGCAGGGAAGAAACAAAUGAUGGAGAAGUUUUUCACUCCUGUUCAUAGUCCUCCUCCAGGUGGGAUCACAUCACAGAAGCACCGCCAUCACAACCCCGAUCAUCACCACCAGCACCAGGAUCAAGAAAGGGAGACACACAGCAGGUCACGGGACAAUGAUAGAGGCAGCAGUGAACGCCACGGUCACCACCAUCACCACGGUAACCAUCUCCAAGAUGACCAGGAGCAAUCCCAUAGACGUCACCAUCAUCCUCAGCACCUUUAUCACGACAACGAAAUGUCGGACCACCACACCACCGUCACCCUCUCCAGAGCAUCUUCCUCCUCCCUUUCAUCUUCCUCCUCCUCCACCGACUCUUCCACCGAAUGGUCCUCUGAGGCCGGCAUUGACGACAAGUUCUCCCUGAAGCAUGCCAGCCGGCCGCAACAUACCAUGUCCUGCUCCAACAUUGCAGGAGGACGACAGUUCCGGGAGGAUGACAGUGAGCUUCAGGUGUGCGCCACCGUCAAACAGGGGCGAAUGCAUGGAGGAGGAAACCCUGGGACACACCAUCGGGCCCAGGGGAGGGGAGGACACGAGCCCAGCUACUCCGAGCUCAACCGGUGCCACAGCCGCAGUGAAGAGGGGCUGCUGCAGAACACAGGCACUGACAGAGGGAAAGCACGGACACCCCCACACCUGAAGCACGGACCCCUCUACAAGACAGCCAGCCUGGGCCGGAGCCUGGCCUUCAGUGAAGAGGUCCUGGCUGGGCCGAAGAGGGCGGUGUCCUCUAUCCAACUCCCCAGUAAAGGCAUCCUGAAAAACAAGGAGGCUCCGCGGGACAUCCGCAAGGCCAAGUCCAUGGAGGUGCUGUCCCCCCGGGUGGCAGGCAAGGAGGCAGGGCCCAAGGGGAAGCAGGAUGUGGAGGCUCUGAAGGACGCAGCCAGGCAGAGCAUGGUGAAGGGGAAGAUACAGUUCUCUGCUUUCCUGGAUGAGAUCACUAAACAGGUCAUCAGCCCCGCCCGUCUCAAUACUCUGGGGGUCCCUGUCGAGACCGUAGGACUGGGUCCAGCCAAAGCCCCAGCAUCCCCCAAAUCUCAACUGAAAAGUCAGCCCCAGCUUCCCACGAAAAAGCAGGGAGAUGGGCAGGGGGAGGAGAGGGAAACAGUUACUAAACCGCAGGCUCUGCCUAGGAAACUGAGGAAUGACUCUGACACACGGUCACGGAAAAUAUCUCUCCCUGCAAAGUUUGGGUAUGAAAGCAAGAACCACACUCCUCGUCUAGGCAGCCCCCCAACCCGCCACUCCAGCCAACCCUACCCACCCCACCCACCAGCUGGCUAUGAAGACCAACCAGCCUCCCUGCCUGACUUCCAGGGUCCUGUCGGUAAUAGGCAUGGACGGUACGGCCCGCUUCUUACAGACGGCACUGUCUGCUCUAGCCCUGAACCCAGCCAUCACAAACACUGGAGCUACAAACACCUUGACCAGAGCCACAGGCCCUGCCAUAGCCCACCUUCAUCUCCACACACCCAGCAACCCCAGCUACCCCACCGCACCCCGAUCCGCACACACUCCCCUCCUCCAGUGCCAGGGCCUGAGUCGGAGUCUCCCUCCAGCAAGUCGGACUCGUCCCGGAACAGAGACCGAGACACGGCCAGCCCCAGCUCCGAGCAUAGCGACCGACACAACCGGUCAACCUAUCGCUGGCGUCCUAAGCCACACAGGGCCUUGACGGGUGACAUAGGCGAACUCCAGGCACUGCAGGAGGAAAAUGCUGAGCUGCACCAGAACCUGAUGCAAACAGUGGUCUGCAUCGAGAGCCUGGAGGCGGAGCUAGCCAGGGCCAGGGAGGAGCUUGGCCACAUGAAGGAGAAGUUCAAGAGGCUCCAGGACACACACACAGGUACCCAGCACACCAACAGCCUUCUGGGGGAGCAACUGCACUCAGCGACCGAGAGCCUUAGCUCUGAGAGGAAAUAUAUGGUGCAGCGUAUCACCAUUCUCAGCACAGAGCUGGAGCAGGCCAACGUCACCAUCGCCUCUCUGGAGAACAUCAAUGUUCCCUGUCUGAUCAAGGAGCUCCUAGAGAAGCACUUUGACUCUGGAGACACUGUCAAGCAGUUCCUGAAGAAUGCCUUGAAAACCGGCCAAUCCACAGGCGACAUUCAAUCACCCGCUCCAAAACUGGAGCAGAAGCCGUCUGAUUGGUCAGGCGCAGGACUGAGGGAGUUUGAGGCGAGUCCACAAAAGGUCACUUCUUUUGUGCCCUGGAAGCAGGAGGAGGGGUUUGGGGUGAUAGGUCAAACAGGAAAUGAGGAUUCUCCCCCGAUGAGUCCCCCUUUCUCCGUCGCUGACAUCAGUAUGGCUAUCUAUAAGAAGCUAGCUGCCAGCCAAGCAACAAGACAGCCCAGGCCUUCCAACUACCAACCUCACACUGACACCCCUCCCAACCCCUACCCUCUGGUGGAGUUGGGUACAGGGGGUGCAGGAGGUGCAGUGGGGGAGGGUUACCUUCUGCCUGCUGUCAAGGGGGGCGUGGCAGGGGCAGGGAGAGCAGCUGAGAGUAAGCAGGGUGCUGUUGUUGAUGUGUCCUAUCUGAUGGCCCAGAGGGUUCUGGAUGAGUUCAUGCACCAGCUGACACACCCAGAGGAUGGGAGUGGAGGUGGGGGGAGGGGGCACAAGGCCAACGGGGGAGGGGGAGGGGGAACAACUGAAGAGAGGGGUGCGGAGUGA